UGAUGAUUAGCUGAUGGGCCGAGUGGGCUUCUUUUCGUCGUCGUCGUCCUCCCCACCCCCUCCCCGGUCGUAGCUGAGAAGGGGAAGGGAAGCAGCAGGGGGGGGAGAAGGGAAAGGGGUAGGCUAGGGUUUCAUCCGAUCUCACCCACAGCCAGGCAGGCAGCGAUGAAGAACUCCGCCUCGCCCGCGGUGGACUGGGGGGACGACUCCGCGGGGGAGAUGGACUCCGAGGACACCGCUGCCGCAGCCUCCAUGGGCAUGGUCGGCAUCGCCAGCAUGAUGGAGGUCGACGCCGACGACCGCCACCCCCCGUCUGCCGCACCAUCACUCCCCAUCGACGCCGACUUCUUCAACGCCUUCCCGGACGACUUCGACGACCAAGACCUCGACUGACCGACCCUCCCUCUAGGCCAGGCAGCCAGUGGCGGUUGUAUAUCAACCUACCUAUAUAUGGACAUCUCGUAUUGCUGCCCAGGAACCACAAGUCAGUGAUGACCUUCUGUUGCAGCUCUGGUGUUGUAUUGUCAGUUGUGUUUGUGUACCAUUCCAAUUCGACCUUAACUGGUUACGGGCAGCGGUAUGUACAUGAAUAAGAAUAUGUUCUGUUGUGCAGUACCGCAAGUUAAUGCAAAUGUUCUUGCUGGUUGAAUCCUUUGCUGCUGUAAUCUGUAAUGUGAUGAUGGACUCGCGCCUCGUACUUUUUAUUGAAUACAAAUCUGAACAUUUGCAUUGUAUGUA
Messenger RNA from Setaria italica (foxtail millet), 738 nucleotides. RefSeq lists its product as uncharacterized. The record is from RefSeq and is a predicted model, not a curated record. The coding region runs from base 166 to 393 and encodes 75 amino acids. The transcript is spliced from 2 exons. NCBI's taxonomy places the organism in Eukaryota, Viridiplantae, Streptophyta, Magnoliopsida, Poales, Poaceae.